Molecule: messenger RNA, 520 nt
Organism: Sabethes cyaneus
Lineage: Eukaryota; Metazoa; Arthropoda; Insecta; Diptera; Culicidae
Gene: ND-B8
Product: NADH dehydrogenase [ubiquinone] 1 alpha subcomplex subunit 2
Exons: 3
Coding region: 71-358 (95 amino acids)
Source: RefSeq, a predicted model, not a curated record
UCUUUCGGAUUGGAGAACUUGGAAUAUUUUUCUGUUUCGUUUACUGAAAAUUGCAAGCCAAUCGUCAAAAAUGAAACUAUCGCUGCUUCGGACGGCCCGCCUAAAUCCUGCACUGAAGGAGCUACGGCUGCACCUGUGCCAAACCGGUGAAGCAUCCAAGGGAGUACGGGAGUUCAUCAGUACCCAGUAUGCGGGUUUGAAGCGUGAAAAUCCAAAGCUACCGAUUCUGGUUCGCGAAUGCAGCGGAGUUCAGCCACGGCUGUGGGCUAGAUACGAAAUGGGUAAAGAAACGUCCGUUUCGUUGACCAAUGUUGGCGCAGCGGAUGUUGCAAAGCAUAUUGCCGACCUCGGAAAGUAAGACGUGAAUGGUAGAAUAGUUAAAUAAAAUCGCAUAAUUAUACAGACAAAUUGGACAACUAAUUUUUUGAAGAAAAAUUGACCCAGAAUAGAAUUGUUGUUUAGUCAGGUUUAUUCGCUGCUUGUUUACACUAUUACGACGGAGUCCUAAAAAAAUCAAAAU